This is a messenger RNA of Anthonomus grandis grandis, 1166 nucleotides long. Its product is annotated as phosphatidate cytidylyltransferase, mitochondrial. Gene Ontology annotation, cellular component: mitochondrion. The record is from RefSeq and is a predicted model, not a curated record. Gene Ontology annotation, biological process: cardiolipin biosynthetic process; CDP-diacylglycerol biosynthetic process. The transcript has a single exon. Gene Ontology annotation, molecular function: phosphatidate cytidylyltransferase activity. Bases 71 to 1084 code for a protein of 337 amino acids. Lineage: Eukaryota; Metazoa; Arthropoda; Insecta; Coleoptera; Curculionidae.
UUUUUGGUUAAGUUUGUAAUGUUUAGGAUUCUAGUUUUAAUAUCUUUAAAAACCUUUAAACUCUCUUAAUAUGACUUCGGGAAUCAUACCAACACUUCCCACUGUUUACAAUCGGAUCUUGACCAAAUUCCCGCAAAACAUAACAUUUUGUUUCGCCUAUGGUUCUGGUGUAAAAAAGCAGCUUAACAAUGACACUAAACAGAACAUGAUCGACCUUAUUUUUGCUGUAAAAGAUCCCGUUACUUGGCACGAAACUAAUUUGAGAAUAAAUCCUUCACACUAUAGUGGUCUUAAGUUUUUUGGUCAUGAAUUUAUUGCUCGAUAUCAAAUAAACAUUGGUGCCAAAGUAUAUUAUAACACCUUAGUGCAAGUGGAUGAAAGUCUUGUUAAAUAUGGCGUUGUAUCCACAGAAGACCUUAUCACUGACCUUCUAGAAUGGUCCCAGUUAUAUUUGGCAGGCAGACUGCAUAAACCUGUAGAAAUAAUCCAAAAUCCUCUGGAUGCAGAUUUGGAAACAGCUUUACAACUUAAUUUGCAGUCAGCAGUGCAUGCGGCUCUUCUAGUUCUCCCAGAAUCAUUUAGUGAAUAUGAAUUUUAUCAUACUAUUUGCAACUUAAGUUAUUUAGGAGACUUUCGUAUGAUAUUUGGAGAGAACAAAAAUAAGGUGGAUAGCAUUGUCCGAGCUCAAAUGUCUGGCUUUAGAAAGCUUUAUAAGCCAUUUUUAUUAAAUCUGCAUGAUUAUAUUGAUUUUCCCAUGUUAAAAGAAGAUAAUUGUGAUCCUUCUGUAUAUUGUGCCCAAGACCUUAGUCCCUUGGCAAGGCUUCAUCAUCUAAACCAACUACCAAGACUGCCCCAAAAGCUUCUAACAAGAUAUUGGAAUAAAGGCAAUUUUAGGCAGGAUACAGAAGAUGUUUUAAGAGCUAUAGCUUAUGAUCCAGAUUGUGGAAUGAUUGUCAGCCAAAGAAUAAAUGAGAUUGUCUGGAAGUCUUCUGUUAGACAAAGUUUAAAAGGAAUUUUAACUGCAGGGGUUUUUAAAAGUCUACAAUAUAGUAGUAGAAAGAUUAAAAAAAUGUUUAAAUCAUAAUUUUAAGAAUCAAUUUUGUAUGAAGUACUAAAUAUACAGUUUAUUUAUUUAUAAGUUUAAUAUAUAGCAUUUAUCAAUAAUA